This is a messenger RNA of Daldinia loculata, 1651 nucleotides long. Its product is annotated as ribosomal protein S2. Bases 235 to 1125 code for a protein of 296 amino acids. Gene Ontology annotation, molecular function: structural constituent of ribosome. NCBI's taxonomy places the organism in Eukaryota, Fungi, Ascomycota, Sordariomycetes, Xylariales, Hypoxylaceae. Gene Ontology annotation, cellular component: ribosome; 90S preribosome; cytosolic small ribosomal subunit. The transcript is spliced from 3 exons. Gene Ontology annotation, biological process: ribosomal small subunit assembly; cytoplasmic translation. The record is from RefSeq and is a predicted model, not a curated record.
GCUUACCCCAAUCGAGGCUAGCGUCUCCAAGCCCUAAAGCUCUCGCACCAAAUCACAAUUCGAUGCAGCUGAAAUCUAACCGCGAACUUUUUCUGCUUGGGAAAUUCUACACCUCGACAAAGACGAUCGCGCAACGCAACGCAACAACGCAAAGCAACUCUUCUUCCUCACCCUCAUUACCCUUCUUUUCCGCAAUCCUCCACAGAUUUUGUGAGUUGCUCAAUUCAAGUCAAGAUGGCGCCCUCGAACUUCCCCGCCUCCAUGCAUGCGACGUCCCAGGACAUCGAGCUGCUCCUAGCUGCUCAGUCCCAUCUCGGUUCCAAGAACUUGCAGGUUCAUAUGGAACCUUACCUAUGGAAGACCCGCGCCGACGGUGUCAAUGUCCUCAACAUUGGCAAGACCUGGGAGAAGAUCGUCCUGGCCGCCCGUAUCAUCGCUGCCGUUGACAACCCCGCCGACAUUUGUGUCAUUUCUGCCCGUCCCUACGGACAGCGUGCCGUCCUCAAGUUCGCCGCCCACACUGGUGCCGUUGCCAUCGCCGGUCGAUUCACCCCCGGUUCUUUCACCAACUACAUCACCCGAUCUUUCAAGGAACCCCGCCUGAUCAUUGUCACUGAUCCUCGCACCGACGCCCAAGCUAUCAAGGAGGCUUCCUACGUCAACAUCCCCGUCAUCGCCCUUUGCGACACUGACUCCCCCACCGAGUACGUCGAUGUUGCCAUUCCCACCAACAACAAGGGUCGCCACGCCAUUGGUUGCGUCUGGUGGAUGCUUGCCCGUGAGGUCCUCCGCAUUCGUGGUACCAUCGCCAGCCGUGACAUCCCCUGGGAUGUGAUGGUCGAUCUUUACUUCUACCGUGACCCUGAGGCUGAGGCUGAGGAGAAGGUAGAGGAGGAGAAGGUACCUGGUGCCGAGGAGGUUGGCCCCGCUGCCAUCGAGACUGGUACCUUCGGCGCCGCGACUGCCGACUGGGAAACCGCCCCUGCUGGCUUCGCCGCUACCCAACCCGGUGGCUGGGACGGCCAGACCGACGAGUGGGCUAACGCCACCGGUGCUCCCCCGGCCGGUGAGUGGGGUGCCGCCGCUGCCACCACCACCGCCGAGGCCAAGGACAGCCAAUGGUAGGACCAAAACGCUGCCGACGCAUCACAGGUUCAGGGACAGGUUCAGGAACAGGGAGAGCAGGCGCAGCAACAGGGAGGUUUCGGUUAUCGAUCUCAAACCAUGGAGGAUGUGAACUGGUAAAUCGCCUUCGCACCACACAUACACCACCACUACCAUCGCGAUAUUUUGAUUUUCUGCCGCAGACGGGACAGGAGGAACGCGGGUCAACUUGACCGUACUAAUGAGGGAAAGAUAUCCGGGCUCGGGGGCUGGUCUACGAAGUCUCUUCUCGGCAGAAGUAGUUUAUGCCUUGUCCCGUAAGAGACGGUCGUUGUCCGCCUGGGCUCGGGGGAAUGCCCUGUGCAGUCAAAGGGGUGGACUUAAUCGUUAUCCCGCCCGUUUUCUCCUAGCUUAGCCGUAAGAAAUAAAGAAUUGCAAAUGAACAAAUUUGAUGAGUCUUGCGUCUUAUGUGUGUGGGUGAUUAGUAGAAUACGGGAUGCUAGUAAACGUUUAUCUUUUUGACUUGAAUGAUUAAAUGACAGGAGCU